Molecule: messenger RNA, 1206 nt
Organism: Colletotrichum acutatum
Lineage: Eukaryota; Fungi; Ascomycota; Sordariomycetes; Glomerellales; Glomerellaceae
Product: Pre-mRNA-splicing factor Cwf15/Cwc15
Exons: 3
Biological process (GO): mRNA cis splicing, via spliceosome
Cellular component (GO): catalytic step 2 spliceosome
Molecular function (GO): RNA binding
Source: RefSeq, a predicted model, not a curated record
GCAUGCAUUUGCUGGGGGACCAAACGUCAAUUGCCUAUUUACAGAUUCAUUACUUUCAGCCUCCUUCAACAUCCGCCAACCUGCAAUUCUCACAACCCGUCGCAACCUGCCAAGAUGACCACCGCCCAUCGUCCCACAUUUGACCCGGCCCGAGGCAAAGAAGCCCUCCGCGGCCCGGCCUACCACCAACGCCUCCUCCCAGCGCACACCCAACUCAAGUUCCGCCAAGCAGGCCAGGGUGGCAACGCGGACGAAGAAUCCCACGACCUCAGAGCCGAGCUCCUCGCCGCCGAGGCCGCCCACUUCGCCAAGAAGAACGGCGGCGCGCCUCCCCCGUCCGCAGACGACGAUGCCGACGCGCCCUCGGGCGGCGUAAAGCGUGCCCUCGAGGCCGGUUCGCAAGCAGACGCAGAAGAGGACCUUGAAGCGAAACGGAGGAGGAUAUUAGAAGAGUCGCGGGACGUUGACGCAUCGUCAGACGAGGAAGGGGACGAAGAAGACGAUGACGACGACGAUGAUAGUGACGAGGACAGCGACGACGAGGAGGCGGAGCUGCAGCGUGAGAUGGAGAAGAUUCGGCGCGAGAGGGCGGAGAAGAGGGAGAAAGAAGAGAGGGAAAGGGCUAAGAUCGAGGAGGAGGCGCGGGAGAGGGACAUUGCGCUGGGUAACCCGCUGUUGAAUAAGCCUGAUUUCAACAUGAAGAGGCGGUGGGACGACGAUGUCGUUUUCAAGAACCAGGCGAGGGGAACGGAGGAGAAGGGCAAAGGCAAGGAGUUUGUUAACGACCUCCUGCGCUCUGACUUCCACAAGCGGUUUAUGAGCAAGUAUGUUAGAUAGAUACCCAUCGCCGAUUAUGGUGGCAAAUGCGAAUCUUUUUUCUACUCUUUCGAUUGAUGAGAUCGGCUACGAGACGAUGCUUGAAACGCUUGGCGUCGCCCACUGAGUCCAUCUUUGGCCUCAGUAUGGCCUCAGUAUGGACUGGACGCGACAGAGGUUGCUCAUUUCUAAGCGUCCAGCCGAGGAAUUCUGGGUCUCCUCGUCAUGUAUGUCACACGGAAUCAACCACCGAAGACAAUGGCAACAUUUUCACUUCAAAGGCCAACGUUGUCGAUUAUCUAUUCUGACAGCCAAGCCUAGGCGCACUACAGCCUUUGCUAACGGUGGCUCGAAGCUGCCUUCUGUGCAUAUCCCGAGAUUAUGUGUUCU